This is a messenger RNA of Chaetomium fimeti, 2344 nucleotides long. RefSeq names its product RNA helicase-domain-containing protein. Bases 176 to 2293 code for a protein of 705 amino acids. Lineage: Eukaryota; Fungi; Ascomycota; Sordariomycetes; Sordariales; Chaetomiaceae. Gene Ontology annotation, cellular component: cytoplasm. The record is from RefSeq and is a predicted model, not a curated record. The transcript is spliced from 3 exons. Gene Ontology annotation, biological process: nuclear-transcribed mRNA catabolic process, nonsense-mediated decay. Gene Ontology annotation, molecular function: hydrolase activity; RNA binding; zinc ion binding.
CUUCAGCCACCCCUCCCUUGCACGCCGAUCGUGUAUUGCCACCAUAUGCACUCGGUCGAUGCAGCGCACCUUGAUGCCCCGCGAUUCGACGUCUUCACACAUAUCACUUUUGGUUGAGCUACUGACAAUCCCUCCUCAUUUAUAGCCGCCACUGUCCCUCCCUUGCUCCUCCGACAUGGAGGGCGCUUUCACCCACCUCGGAAACCACCUCGUUUCCGAUUCCGCGGCCGCCAUCAAGGCCGGCUCCGACGAUCUAUCAAACAUCGACCCAGACGAGGGCCUGCUCUACGGUGUUUAUGGAGGACGUGGCGCCCGCACCGGCCUGGGCAACGCCAGGCGCCGCCAGGAUGACGACGACAACGAGACCGAGGUCUUCGACGACGACGACGAGAGCUUGGCCAGUGUCCCCGUCGAUGGCAUGAAAGGCAUCAAAUUGAACGCCCCGGAGGAAGAGAAGGAGCUUCCCGCCCACGCUUGCGCGUACUGCGGCAUCCACUCCCCCGCCAGCGUCGUGAAAUGCCUUGCCUGCAACAAAUGGUUCUGCAGCGCCCGCGGCAACUCGAGCUCUUCCCACAUCGUCAACCACUUGGUACGGGCCCGCCAUAAGGAAGUCCAGCUUCACCCACAGUCCUCCCUGGGUGAUACGAUCCUCGAGUGCUACAACUGCGGUACCAAGAAUGUUUUUAUGCUUGGCUUCAUUCCGGCGAAAUCCGAUACUGUCGUGGUUCUCCUCUGCCGUCAGCCCUGUGCCGCAAGCACCUCGACCAAGGACAUGAGCUGGGACAUUUCGAGAUGGCAGCCACUCAUAGAAGACCGUUCCUUCUUGAACUGGCUCGUUCAGCCGCCCACCGAUACCGAGCAGCUCCGGGCGAGACAUCUUACCCCGCCGAUGAUCGCGAAACUCGAGGAAAUGUGGAAAGAAACCCCAGGUGCCACCGUGGCUGAUUUGGAGAAGAGCGCCGGCGUUGACGACGACCCGCAUCCCGUGCUCCUGAAAUACGACGAUCCCUACCACUACCAAAACAUCUUCGGCCCGCUUGUCAAGAUGGAGUCGGACUAUGACAAGAAGCUCAAAGAGGCGCAGUCCGAGGACAACCUGCAGGUUCGCUGGGACGUCGGGCUCAACAACAAGAAUGUGGCUAGCUUCAUCCUGCCCAAGAUCGAGUCGGGUGACGUCAAGCUGGCUGUGGGUGACGAGAUGAGGCUCAAGUACAAGGGCGAUCUCCGUAACCCGUGGGAAGGCGUGGGCUACGUGAUCAAGAUCCCCAACAACCAAUCGGACGAGGUCACGCUCGAGUUGCGGAAAUCGGGCAACGACAAGUUGGUCCCUACCGAUGUCGCCACAAACUUUUCGGCCGAUUACGUCUGGAAGGCCACGUCGUACGACCGGAUGCAGUUCGCCAUGAAGACGUUCGCCGUGGAUGAGAUGAGUCUCUCGGGCUACAUCUUCCACAAGCUGCUCGGGCACGAGGUCGCAGUGGCUCCGAUGAAGACGCAGAUGCCUAAGAAGUUCCACGUCGCGGGUUUGCCGGAGCUGAACCAUAGCCAGAUCACGGCCAUCAAGACGGUGCUUUCCAACCCGCUUAGUUUGAUCCAGGGUCCCCCGGGCACUGGAAAGACCGUCACGUCGGCGACCAUCAUCUACCAUCUAGCCAAGAUCAACAAUAGCCAGGUCUUGGUAUGUGCGCCAUCCAACGUCGCUGUUGAUCAACUGUGCGAGCGAAUCCACCGCACCGGCUUGAAGGUGGUCCGUCUGACGGCCAAGUCUCGCGAAGACGUCGAGUCGUCUGUCAGCUUUUUGGCCCUUCACGAACAGGUCCGCAUGAACGAUUCCAAUACGGAGCUCACCAAGCUUGCGCGUCUGAAGGCCGACCAAGGCGAAUUGUCGUCCCAGGAUGAAAAGAAGUUCAAGCAGCUGACUCGUGCUGCCGAGCGUGAGAUUCUCAAUAACGCGGAUGUCGUGUGCUGCACCUGUGUGGGCGCUGGCGAUCCGAGGCUUUCCAAGAUGAAGUUCCGGAACGUCCUGAUCGACGAGUCGACGCAAUCUGCCGAGCCAGAAUGCAUGAUCCCGCUCGUCCUGGGAUGCAAGCAGGUGGUGCUGGUUGGCGAUCACAAGCAGCUGGGCCCCGUCAUCAUGAACAAGAAAGCGGCCAAGGCCGGUCUGAAUCAGUCUCUGUUCGAGAGUUCCCAUCCAACAUGUUCUACGAUGGCUCGCUGCAGAACGGCGUCACGGUCAGCGAGCGGCUCAGGACGGAUGUCGACUUCCCCUGGCCGGUUGCCGAUAUGCCCAUGAUGUUCUGGUCAAAUCUUGGCAACGAGGAAAUCUCGGCCUCUGGCACGUCUU